AUGAGUCGUUCUGUCCUUUGUCUGUUGUUCUUCUUGAACGCAUUUUUAUAUCAGAUUACCACAGCUGCACCUCUUGCCAAUGAUGACUCGGAAUACUACUAUGACUGUGGAUCUCAAACACCGUCGGCAACUUUUUCAAGAUCUACAUUCCCUCCAACUAGCAGCUUUACACCUGUACUAUCUACAAGACAACCAGAUACCUCCUCCUACUCACUCUCGGACACAAGUCGAUUGACAUCUUUGAGCUCAUCUGCAGUUCAGACUGCUUCUUCGACAGUCAAGCCUCAGACUUCAGGGAGUAUCAUAUCUUCAUUGGAGACUUCUGGCAAGAGUUCUGUCCAGCCAUUUCCUACAUCCGUGGCGUCUGCUUCUACCACACUAUCUCUGAUCGACCCUGCCAGUACCUCGUUCCCACACCCUGUUGUCGCUCCUCUGGCUUCGACAAUGACUGUGGACAAUGUCUUUGUGGCAUUCGCAAGUGGCCCGCCACCAUCCCAGGUCUCUCAAAGAACCGACCAUCCUGUCCCUCGGUCCAUGAUCGCAUCACAAACAAAGAAACUGCAGACUAACAAGUUUUAUGCCAAUUUCUUCUUGGGAUCUCAGUCUUCGUCUACGUUCACUCACCCUUACUCUGUAGCCUGGGCGAAGGGAUCUGGUGUGCUCAAGAGCUACGGUCUGGCAAUAAGUCACGUCGAACGAUCACAAUUAGCAUUCGGUCCAGGAAAUCCGGCUAGAUAUUUUAUCAACCCUAUUGGCAUACAAUCGAUCACACUUUCUGCUUCUGAGCUGAAUACCACAAGUCAACUCACAAUGGACUCUCUGGAUGCCUUCUCUGCCAAUGUCAACCUCUUGCCACGCCCGGGUGCUGCUCCAGCUAUCACUUUUCCGUUGGUUCAGGGCAUGGGGUUCGUGACGGCUGUUUACAGUAGCAGCACACCGCGUGUCGAGAGUGCGAUUUCCUUCACUAGUGUGACCUACGUUGGGCGAAUGCCUUCUGGCUCAACUUACAAGUAUCAGGCAAAACUUGCCGAUGGCACUUCAUGGAACAUCUACGUUACAACCUCUCAAGCUGGAUAUCCCGUCAACUCAUUCACCCUGACCAACGUGCGUGUACUGCAGGGAGCACCUAAAUUCCAAGGGUUCAUCCAAGUCGCCAAGGUGCCGUCCGCUGGUGCAGAGUCGACUUAUGAUCAAGCAGCAGGCGCAUAUCCGGUUUCUGCAACGGUAGCCGGUUCUAUUGCAGGGACCGCUGGAACGUACAAGUUGACAUGGACCAAACAAGGAGUCGCCAAUCGCACUCUUCUCAUGUUUGCUCUUCCUCAUCAUGUACAGACUAUUACCUCUGGCGGUUUGACAAAUGUCAAGCUUCAGACUACGACCAAGGGAACGGCAACAGGUAUCGUUGGCGAUUCAUGGGCACUGCUGGAGCAAUUCUUACCGAUAGACAUGGGGUUCGCGCCCUGGACACCAUCCGGCAGAGGCAACAGCAAGGUUUCGACGGUAGCUGCUAAGCUGAUCAACAAAGCUGGAAUGAGUGAGCUCAGCCAGGACAUGAAGAAGCAAUCUAGUCUCAACUCGAUGUACUAUUCCGGCAAAGCACUCGCCAAGUUUGCUACCAUUGUCUACACAGUGCACGACAUCGGCAACAAUGCAACUCUUUCUAUCAGUGGGCUUCAGAAGCUGAAGAUAGCCUUCGACACAUUCGUUCGCAACAAGCAAAUCCUCCCUCUUGUCUAUGAAUCGUCAUGGGGUGGAGCUGUCUCCAGUGGCACAUAUCAGACAGGCGACUCUGGCCUUGACUUUGGAAACACGUAUUACAAUGACCACCACUUCCAUUACGGGUACUUCGUUUACGCAGCAGCUGUUAUUGGAUACUUGGACCCUAGCUGGCUGAGCCAAGGCACGAACAAGGCGUGGGUCAACAUGCUGGUCCGAGACUAUUCCAACUCUGUCACCACUGAUGCGUACUUUCCUUUCUCUCGAUCCUUUGAUUGGUAUCACGGACAUAGCUGGGGUCUGUUCGAAAGUGGAGAUGGCAAGGACGAAGAAAGUUCUUCCGAGGACAACUUGUCGGUCUAUGCAAUCAAGAUGUGGGGACGCACAAUCGGGGACAAAGCAUUAGAAGGAAGAGGUAAUCUCAUGUUGGCCAUUCAAGCAAGAUCGAUGCAGAAUUACUUCCUGUAUGCGUCGGACAACAAAGUGCAGCCUUCGAACUUUAUUGGCAACAAAGUCAGCGGAGUUGUGANNACAUACUUCGGCAGCAAUCCAGAGUUUAUCCACGGCAUCCAUAUGAUACCCGCCGGCUUCCCAUUCAGCGCAUACGUACGCACGCAGAAAUUUGUCACGGAAGAGUGGAAUGCCUUCUUUUCCAAUGGGCGAGCCAAUGUAGAUGGUGGUUGGAGGGGUAUCUUGUAUGCCAAUCUGGCAACCAUCCAGCCGGCUGCCAGUUAUGCAUUCUUCUCAGACCCCAAUUUCAAUCCUGCCUACCUUGAUGGUGGGGCGAGUUUGACUUGGUAUUUGACUUACUCGGCAGCACUGGGCGGCUCGCCUGCUGGUGCGGCCAAGCGAUCGGCGAAUGAAGGAGGUGUUCUGGAAGAAGAGCCCGUGGAGAAACAGACGGAGAGUGAACGAGCAACCAAGGCUGUCCAUCGGCGUAGGGGCCAUGGACAUGGGCAUGCGAAGCUCUGA
This is a messenger RNA of Aureobasidium uvarum, 2688 nucleotides long. Lineage: Eukaryota; Fungi; Ascomycota; Dothideomycetes; Dothideales; Saccotheciaceae. The record is from the annotation of a GenBank genome assembly.